Molecule: messenger RNA, 1299 nt
Organism: Yamadazyma tenuis ATCC 10573
Lineage: Eukaryota; Fungi; Ascomycota; Pichiomycetes; Serinales; Debaryomycetaceae
Cellular component (GO): Dsc E3 ubiquitin ligase complex; endoplasmic reticulum
Source: RefSeq, a predicted model, not a curated record
ACUAAUCCAACACCUUUAACAUGUCUGCCACAAUCGUGAUUCGGUUCAUUGAUUCCAAAAAAGGAGAAGCCAUACCCGACUACGAGAUCACCGACCUCCAGGCCUUGAGCUACCAGCGCCUCAAGCACUUAAUACGGUCCAAUAACUCGUAUUGCACAAAUAAACGGUUGAAGUUAAUAUAUAACGGGAGAGUGUUGAAUGAGCACUUUGACUUUAAAGGGGAUUUGAUCAGCAAAUUCAGCGAGUCCAGCCUUCGUAUCUACGUCCACUGUGUCAUUGGAGAAGAUCUCACCAAAGAACAACUCAGACAAGAGAGCCUACUCGAUAACCAGGAAAUUAAACGCACCACGCAGCCUGAAAUCAUAGGAUUUGAUCGGUUGCUUCAACAAGGGUUCAGUCAACAAGACGUAGACGAUUUGCGGGCACAGUUCGAGAGAAUCUACAACAUCAACCAGACCAAUUCACAAAUCAACGACUUGGAAGAAGAGGAACAGCGUCAAGAGUAUUUGAGACAACUUGAAGAAAGAUGGAUUAAUCUGACUGUCAAUGCAGAUGGAACCAGCACCAGGCCGGCACCAGAAGCCGCCGGUACAGAACAGGUUACGGCCGACGCUCCCGCCAACCACACCAUUGCCACCACCGACGUCGAUGAUACGCAGAACGAAGACCUUCUAAUCGGAUUACUCGUGGGGGUGUUUUUGGGAGUUAUUGGAGUGUUAUUUGUCGUGGCCGACGACUCCGUGUUCGAUAAGAGACAAAGAAUGGCCAUAAUAGUGGGGAUGUUCAUCAAUAUCUCGCUAGCCAUCAUCCGUGGCCAGUGGAUAUAGAUGAAGAAGAGAGAAAUAGGAAUGUUUGACCUACCAGCCCUUAAUAAUUCUCAUAUGAAAACGCCUCCAAGGGGAAACAUCCACACGGUUCAGAAAGAUUAAACAGGGCGUUAAGAUGGACAGUUGAUCUCGCCAUUAACUUGACGCUUGCCAGCUCGUGGGGAUAUCUGAAAAUGACAAGCAACACGGUAGUAGUUAAGGCUGCCGCACAAUUUCUUUGCGAUGGGAAAAUUUUUCUUAUAUAGUGGGUAUGCGCCGGGUAACUGGGUGCAAAAGGUGAACAAGGUCAGCAACUGGGAACUGGGAAUAAAGAACUGGAGAGACCGGUGUAGACAACUCAACGUCGUUUCCUUCACUUUACUCUGUUACCAAAGUCUAUUCUUUUUAUGGUUUUUAUUAUUGCCAUACUGUGUCAUUACUGUCUGGGUACAUAGUUGUGCAAAACGUUAAAUAUACGCCGUUCACGGCACCA